UCCAACCAACAUGGAUGUGGAGAAAGUCUUCCGUAUGACUGGAGGUGAUGGUGUCACAAGUUAUGCCAAAAAUUCCUCAUUUCAGAAGAAAGCGUCUGAUAUGGUGAAGCACAUAACCACAGAAACCAUACAAGAACUUUUUGUCACAACUACUCCAAACAGCAUAGGCAUAGCUGAUUUGGGUUGCUCUUCUGGACCCAAUACCUUAACCAUCAUCAAAGAUAUUGUUAAAGCUGUUGAAAGGACUAGCAGUACAUUAAUGCUGCAUCAACCACCAGAGUUCCGCGUGUACCUUAAUGAUCUUCCAACAAAUGACUUCAACUCAAUCUUCAAGACCUUGCCAGAAUUCUACAGGGAGCUUAGAAAAGAAAAAAGUGGUGUGUGUCCCUCUAUUUUCAUUGGAGGUUAUGCUGGCUCUUUUUAUGGAAGACUUUUUCCCAACAAUUGCUUGCACUUUGUCUAUUCAUCCUACAGUUUGCACUGGCUCUCAAGGGUUCCUCCAGCACUUUACGAUGAGCAAGGCAGGUCAAUAAACAAAGGCCACGUUUACAUUUCUGAAUCCAGCCCUCCACAGGUUUCCCAGGCAUACUAUAAGCAAUUCCAGGAGGACUUCAUGUUGUUUCUUGGGUCACGGUCUGAGGAGCUAAUUGUUGGAGGACGAAUGGUGCUUAUUUUGCUUGGUAGGAGAGGUCCUGACCAUGUUGACAGAGGCAACUCUUUCUUUUGGGAACUUCUCUCACGGUCCUUUGCCAAUUUGAUCUCCAAGGGAGAACUUGAGGUAGAGAAGCUUGAUACCUAUGAUGUGCAUUUCUAUGCACCAUCAAAAAUUGAAAUAGAAGAUGAAGUGAGAAAGGAAGGUUCUUUUGAGUUGGACCGGCUGGAAAUGUUUGAAAUAGAGAGGGAUGAAAAAGAUGAAGAGAGCUAUGGUGCUGCUGUUGCAAGGACAGUUAGGGCCAUCCAAGAAUCUAUGAUUUCCGACCAUUUUGGACCGAGUAUUUUAGACAAUUUGUUUGAAAUCUAUGGAAGAAUGGUGGAUGAAGAAAUGGCUAAAGAAGAAAUUAAGCCCCUCACUUUUGUUAUUGUUCUAAGAAAAGUAUGAAACUAUGAAUCGAAGGAGGAAGGCAUAAUAAUAUAUCAAUGGGAUGGGAUGAACUUGUGUUAAUAUUACUGCAUGUGUUUCGCAGUCAUCACUUUGAUUUGAAUGACAGAAUCAUUUGGGAGGUAGAGUUUUAGACUUUUAGUAGUAAAGCUUUUGUGAUGUAGAAUUUAAGUGAAAUGUUGUUUAGUAUUUUAAAUGUUUGGUAUAUAACAAUGAAUAAUAUUUUGAA
Molecule: messenger RNA, 1328 nt
Organism: Quercus lobata
Lineage: Eukaryota; Viridiplantae; Streptophyta; Magnoliopsida; Fagales; Fagaceae
Product: salicylate carboxymethyltransferase-like
Exons: 4
Coding region: 11-1099 (362 amino acids)
Molecular function (GO): methyltransferase activity
Source: RefSeq, a predicted model, not a curated record